AUGGCUGCCCGAAUCGGCUUACGUCAGAUCCAUCUUUUACCCCACAAGCGUCAGCAGACCAAGCAAUGUUUGCCUGAGAAGCUUCAACACUACUGUUCCCAGCUUGACUUCCACUGCGAUGCGGGCCGAUGCCCUACGGCCACGCUAUACCGGGCCUUCGCAGGCAUCAGUGCCAGGGAGACCUUGAUAUCGCCUCCAACCAGUCCGAACUCGCUCCGCAUCUCCUACCGUCACCCUUUCGGCCGGUUGAUGUACCAAAGACCGGCGAGGUCCGUCUCAGCUGGUCUGAUGUCGGCCACCAGGCGUCAGUUGGGUAAUUUGCGCCGGGCGACCCCCACUCCUAUCCGCUCGACGCACUAUGUGGUUAGAUCCUACCCGAAUGUGCUGUCACUUCAUGGCACCCACACAGCUCCUUGUCGUCUCACAGGUGGAUGGCUGGCGUCGUCAUAUCCAACAAAGAUCCAGGCUCCUAGGUGCAGUGUGAUGAUGUGCACCCUCCGACCUAUCGAUCGAGAAGUCUCGGCUUAA
This is a messenger RNA of Podospora pseudopauciseta, 528 nucleotides long. RefSeq lists its product as uncharacterized. Bases 1 to 528 code for a protein of 175 amino acids. The record is from RefSeq and is a predicted model, not a curated record. The transcript has 4 exons. Lineage: Eukaryota; Fungi; Ascomycota; Sordariomycetes; Sordariales; Podosporaceae.